CAAAGGAGCCCAGGCACAGACAGAAGCCAAGAUGAAGUUGUGUGAAACGUUUCUUGAAAAUGAGUUCCGAGGGGAGCUGCUAAGCCAAAGGUGGACUCGCGGGGAGAAGAUCAGCAGCUGCGAGACACAAAGAAUAAACAGUCCAAGGUCCAAGAUGAAUGUAGACAAUGUUAACAAAGGAACUCACACAAGAUCUAAAGCAAGCCGAGUGAUCCCAUCAGACCUGAUUGAGCAGGAAGUGAGUUUAGAAAGUUGCCCCUUGUCCCGGAAGCGCAAAUUGCAAGAAUCUGAGCAGGAAAAUCCCCUCUCCAAGAGAAAAUCCCACCCCCUGAAACUGGCAUUAGAUGAAGGAUUCAAUGUGGACAGCGAUGGUAGUGAAGAGACAGAAAUGAAAGAGCAGGAUUCUGGGACAGAGGAAUCAGAGGCAACCCUUGAAGAGAUUGAAGAGGAUUCUGAACCAACAAAACCCAAGGAAGCUCCCAGCCCCCAGACUGCAGAAGCUGAAAGCUCUGAUAAAGUGGAACCUGAGGAAACUGAGACUAAAACUGAAAGCAGCCCCCCAGCAAAGGCCACUUACAGUAGUUAUCACGAAAUCAUAGCCAACUCUCUUCUCAACCUGGGCCAGGUUGCCAAGGAAGCCCUGGUGUCAGAAGGACACUUGAAAGAAAGUGAGCUAAACAAUGAAAAGCCAACUUCAGUAAAGUCGGGUCAAGCGGAAAUAGAACAACUUAUGGUAGAAGAGGCGUGUGAGAAAGAAAUCAUCAUCCAGACUGAAGAUGCAGAAGAAGUUAUUGAAGUCACCAGUGAACCAAUCAGUGAGUCUGGCACUGAACCCAGAGAUGAAGUCAACUGCGAGGACACUGAAAAACUGCAAAAAGAUAUGAUUGAUGAAGAGGAAGAAGAAGAAGAUGAUGAUGUUGAUGAAGAAGAUGAUGAUGACCUGGAAGAAGAUGAAGAAGAAGAAGAGGAACACUCUUCAGAGAUGGCCAACCAAGAUCUCCCCCAUGCUUCUCAGGAUUCCCCUAAACCUCACUGUGAAGGACAUUUUAGUCCUAAACCUGAAUAUUCUGUGAUUGUGGAGGUCAGAUCAGAUGAUGAUAAAGAUGAUGACAGUCAUUCACAGAAGUCAGCUGUAACGGACGAGUCUGAGAUGUACGACAUGAUGACUCGAGGAAACUUGGGACUUUUAGAGCAAGCCAUUGCUCUGAAAGCCGAACAAGUCAAAGUUGUUCGGGAGCCUAGCAGGUCCUCCUUGGACAACAUGAAGAACUUUUCAGCAGAUGAAAAACAGAACAGACCAAUAGACACCAUGAGGAAGAGCUUCUAUGAUGCAGGAAGACCAGAGAAGAGAGACAUAAAAUGCCCCACGCCUGGUUGUGAUGGAACAGGACAUGUCACAGGAUUAUACCCACAUCACAGGAGUCUUUCUGGAUGCCCCCAUAAGGACAGGAUUCCCCCAGAGAUCUUGGCCAUGCACGAGAAUGUGCUGAAGUGUCCAACCCCCGGAUGUACAGGGCAAGGCCAUGUAAACAGCAACCGUAACACACAUAGGAGUUUAUCUGGGUGCCCCAUUGCUGCAGCAGAAAAGUUGACAAGAUCACAUGAGAAACAACAGCAGCCUGGAGACCUCUCCAAAAGCAGCUCAAAUUCAGACAGAAUACUCAGGCCCAUGUGCUUUGUGAAGCAACUGGAAAUUCCUCAAUAUGGCAGCUAUAGACCCAACAUGGCUCCUGCAACCCCCAGGGCCAAUCUGGCCAAGGAACUGGAGAAGUACUCCAAGGUCACCUUCGAUUAUGCAAGUUUUGAUGCUCAGGUUUUUGGCAAACGUUUGCUUGCCCCAAAGAUUCCAUCAAGCGAAACCUCACCCAAAGCCUUUAAAUCCAAACCUUUUCCAAAGGCCUCUUCCCCCUGUCACAGCCCGUCCAGCAGCUAUAUUAAAAGCACUUCCUCUUCCUCCUCCUCUGGCUUCGACUAUACCCAUGAUGCUGAGGCAGCACACAUGGCUGCGACUGCCAUCUUGAAUCUGUCAACUCGCUGCUGGGAGAUGCCAGAGAAUCUCAGUACCAAACAGCAGGACACUCCCAGCAAAUCCAGUGAAAUCGAAGUGGAUGAAAAUGGCACUUUGGACUUGAGCAUGAACAAGCAUCGGAAACGGGAGAGCACCUUCCCCAGCAGCAGCAGUUGCAGCAGUAGCCCCAGCAUGAAAUCCCCUGACCAAUCUCAAAGGCAGAACUGCACCAGUGCUACAAGCAGCAACAUGACCUCUCCCCAUUCUAGCCAGACCUCUCGUCAAGAUGAUUGGGAUGGUCCCAUAGACUACACAAAGCCAAACCGGCAGCGGGAAGAGGAGCCAGAAGAGAUGGAGCCUGCGGCAGCAUCUUUUGCCUCCUCGGAGGUGGAUGAGCAGGAGAUGCAGGAGAUGCAGGAGAUGCAAGAGAUGCAAGAGGAGAGUUACGAAGAUCGCAAAUACCCCGGAGAUGUGACGUUAACAAAUUUUAAAUUGAAAUUCCUCUCCAAGGACAGCAAGAAGGAACUUCUGAGCUGCCCAACCCCGGGAUGUGAUGGAAGUGGACACAUCACUGGAAACUAUGCCUCUCACCGCAGCCUUUCUGGUUGCCCUCUUGCUGACAAGAGUCUCAGAAAUCUCAUGGCUGCCCACUCUGCUGAUCUCAAGUGCCCAACUCCAGGUUGCGAUGGCUCAGGACACAUCACAGGGAAUUAUGCAUCUCAUCGAAGCUUAUCAGGUUGCCCACGUGCCAAGAAAAGUGGACUGAAAAUAACACCUACUAAGGACGACAAGGAUGAUCCAGAUCUCAUGAAGUGCCCGGUGCCAGGCUGUGAUGGUCUUGGUCAUAUUAGCGGUAAAUAUGCUUCCCAUCGCAGUGCAUCUGGAUGCCCACUUGCAGCCCGUAGACAGAAAGAAGGUGCUCUAAAUGGAUCUGCUUUCUCAUGGAAAUCACUAAAGACAGAAGGACCCAGUUGCCCAACCCCAGGGUGUGAUGGAUCAGGCCAUGCCAAUGGAAGCUUCCUUACUCACAGAAGUUUGUCUGGCUGCCCUCGAGCUUCUUUUGCUGGAAAGAAGGGGAAGAUCUCAGGAGAUGAACUUCUUGGCACAAACUUCAAGACCAGUGAUGUCUUAGAAAAUGAUGAAGAAAUCAAACAACUGAACAAGGAGAUAAAUGAGCUCAAUGAAUCCAACUCAGAGAUGGAAGCUGAUAUGGUGAACCUGCAGUCUCAGAUAACAACAAUGGAGAAGAAUCUAAAGAACAUUGAAGAAGAGAACAAAGUUAUAGAGGAGCAGAAUGAAGCCUUGUUUGUGGAACUCUCUGGGCUCAGUCAGGCCUUGAUCCGAAGUCUUACCAACAUCCGCCUUCCACAAAUGGAGCCAAUCAGUGAACAGAAUUUUGAUGCCUAUGUAAAUACCCUGACUGACAUGUACACAAACCAGGAGUGUUAUCAGAACCCAGAAAACAAAGCCUUGCUGGAGAGUAUCAAACAAGCAGUCAAAGGGAUCAAGGUGUGAACUGAAGGAUAGCAUAGUAAUCAGGUCUGGAAGCCACCAGUGUGCAAAAUUGAAAGGACCAAAACAUGAAUUAAUAAAGAGAAAAAAAAGAGACU
Messenger RNA from Xenopus laevis (African clawed frog), 3618 nucleotides. RefSeq names its product myelin transcription factor 1 S homeolog (gene myt1.S). The record is from RefSeq and is marked provisional. Lineage: Eukaryota; Metazoa; Chordata; Amphibia; Anura; Pipidae. Gene Ontology annotation, molecular function: RNA polymerase II cis-regulatory region sequence-specific DNA binding; DNA-binding transcription factor activity, RNA polymerase II-specific; zinc ion binding. Gene Ontology annotation, biological process: regulation of DNA-templated transcription; regulation of transcription by RNA polymerase II. Gene Ontology annotation, cellular component: nucleus.